Neoarthrinium moseri is the source of this 570-nucleotide messenger RNA. RefSeq lists its product as uncharacterized. Gene Ontology annotation, cellular component: RNA polymerase II transcription regulator complex. The transcript has 3 exons. The record is from RefSeq and is a predicted model, not a curated record. Gene Ontology annotation, molecular function: DNA-binding transcription activator activity, RNA polymerase II-specific; transcription cis-regulatory region binding. Bases 1 to 570 code for a protein of 189 amino acids. Lineage: Eukaryota; Fungi; Ascomycota; Sordariomycetes; Amphisphaeriales; Apiosporaceae.
AUGGACGAUUACGACGUCCUCCUCGACUUGCCGUCUACCUCCACAUCCAUUUCAUACAUGUAUGGCGGUACAGAAUCACAAAUAGACACAUCUGCUUCUACAAGCCCGAUGCAGUCGCCAUACGAGAUACCUUACCAUGAUGCGGAGCACAGCUUCGAGCAAUUCGAUGGUUCGGGAGACUCGAACCAAUCGGAGCAACCUCAGCAACCCCCAGCAAAGCCCAAACGGAAACGAGAGAACCGUUAUAAGAAUGCGCCGCCGUCCGUUCUGUCUCGCCGAAGAGCUCAAAAUCGUGCCUCCCAAAGAGCCUACAGAGAAAGAAAAGACCAACGCAUCAAAGACCUUGAGAUUCUGCUCGGGGAAGCACAGCAAAAAAACGACGUCCUGAGCCAGGCUUAUACGGCACUACAGACGGAGUAUCUGAAGCUGAAGAACGAGCAGGACUUGGCAACAGCCCAGUACCACGCCGUCGACUUAAACUUCGACCCCACCAUGGGGACUGCAGCCCCCGUUGACAGAGUUGACAUGGAUAUGUACUUGUGUAACGACACGUCCGUCUACACCAUGUGA